CAAGCCAUUUUUCUCAAGGCCUUUCCAAAAUUCAGUCGCUCAUGGCGAUCCGUCUCACACUCCCAGCGGCUCUCCCAGCCUUGCUUUUGGUGGGACUUUCUUUGUGGCAACGAAUGGAGCCUGCCAUUUCCAGUCCCGAACGCAGAUCCACAAGGUCCCUCUCCAUGAUCCAGCUGAAGCCAGAGCUUGGCAAGGCCAUCGCGGCACUGGAGACGCCCUACACUGCAGCCUUUGAACAGCAGCGCAUGCCAGGGGCCUCUGGGGCCUCUGAAACGAAGAGUGGCUGUCCAUAUCAGGAGGCCAGCUUGAUGCCCUUUGAAGACUUGGCCAAUGGCGGUGAUGUGACCAUAACCAGCGGACGUUACGUUGUGUCGACCUCGGUGGCCUUGGGUCGUUUGACAGUGGACGAAAAUGCGGAGCUCGUUGUGGGGGACAAUGUCGAAAUCCAAACACAGGGCAUUCUGGUGAAAGGAGUCUUGCGGAUGGGUUCCAGCACCUGCCGUUUGGAGAGUCUUGUGGUCACCUUCACGGGGGAUGGCGACCAAAAUGCAAGGUCGGCGAAUCCACUGGACACGAAGGGCCUUGUCGUGGGGAGAGGUGGCCAUUUGGAUGUCUUUGGCGUACGGUUCUACCCCACCUGGACGCGACUGGCAGCUGGGGUGGAUUCUGGUGACACAGUCGUGGAGCUUCUGGACGAGGUGGAUUGGCAGGUGGGGCAGCAGCUGGUAGUCGUGACCAGCGCGUGGACUGAUGAGCCUUCGCAACAUCAGAAUGAAGUUCGAACCAUCGCGGCUGUGGACGGUGCGCGUGUGACGAUCUCUGAACCUUUGGAGUUUUCGCACUAUGGCGGACCUGAGUACGCGACAGAAGUAGCCUUGCUGUCACGGAGCAUCACCUUUCAAGGUGACGAGGGCAGCGAGACCACCCGCUACGGCGGCCAUGUGAUGUGUGCGCCGGGCUCUAACUGCCGCAUCGCUGGUGUGCGGGGGUACCGCGUGGGGCAGGAGAACGUCAUGGGGAGGUAUCCAUUCCAUUUCCACAUGCUGGGCAAUGUGGACCAAAACACAUUCUUCGAAGAUUGUACUGUCCAGCACAGCUACUUCCGUGCCUACACAGUGCACGGGACCUCCUUCUCACGUGUGUCCCGGAAUGUGGCUUAUGACGUGUCAGGCAGCGCUUAUUACCUAGAGGAUGGUGUAGAGGAAAAUAAUCUGUUUGAAUACAACCUGGCUGCAUUUGUGCACAUCAUCGACCGACUUUCGGACUAUGAAAAUGGUGGUGGACAAGGAGGCGUCACGGUACAGACAGUGCCCACCCGAAUCGUACCUACUGAUGCCACGGCUGUGGGCUUCUAUUGCACCAAUGCCAAGAACCGGUGGAUUGGGAACUCUGCGUCUGGCGGCUUUUCGGGCUUCCACUUCCCGACAGUGACGAAGGCCUUGGGCGAUAGCGCUGCAUCCCACCCGGACUACGAGCCGGACCAGAUGGAAUUGCUGGAAUUUGAUUCGAACACGGCCCACUCUUCAGGACGAAUCUGGAGCCGUGGCGCUUGCAUGUACGUUGGUGGCAAACUCUGGGAAAACAUGCCGGGCUCACAGCAGUACAGCUACCAGACUGGCCGCGAGUCGCCAGCGCGAAUGUCUGGAAGAUUCAUCAUGACCAGGACCAAGGUCUUUGCGUGUCGCAUGGGUCUGCUGUUCUGGGGCACCCACUGGUCGGCGCGAAAGCCGGACCUGGGCCUAGAAGGUUUUGAAGCACAUGACAUCGCCCGGAGUUCCUCGCAGCUCGGAGACACCUACAUGUACAAUGCUGUGAUCAGUGCGCACACUGCAAAUCCGGCGGCCGAUCUUCUAAACACUGGAGAUGGCUUUGAGCUCUACGACACCGACAUGCAGACUGUGCUGGUUGAGGUUACCUUCCGGAACUACGAUCGCCCCAACGAUGUGGCUAUCCAGGACAUGACGCACAGCAACAUCUUCAAACCACAGGGCAUGUUCCAUUCGUCGAAGCUCCACUUCGAGGCGACACCACUGGCGCAACGCCUUCGACAUGUCGAAAGGUUGGCUUGCAAGAGUUACCACUCGGACACCUGCUUGAACCAAUGCAGUUUCUGCCCUGGAACUCCGGGAAGCUCUCAGACAGCAAAUCUGUUCGAUGUCGAUGGUUCUUUGUCUGGGCUUGGGGAAGCUGCCAUCAUUGGCGCCGACGACACGGCAGCCGAGACCAACGGCCGCACCAAUGAGUGGUGGCGACUGGAAGAUGGUUGCACUCAGAACGCUGACUGGGGCUUUUGGAUUUGUCCCACUCAUGGGCAUCGGUCCAUCGUCAGCCUUUUCAUCAUGAAGGGUCUCAUGUCAAGCCCGCCAGCACGGACCAGCCCAGACACUGCCGUGGGGAUGCUCUACCACUUUGGCCGAAACGAUCGACACUUGGAUGUGGGGCUGGCGGAAAGCCCGAUGGUCACUGGAGGUUGCUGCGACAUUGGCUGGUUUUUGCAUUUGGAUUCAGGCGCUGUGAAGGAGUUGACCAUCUUCUUGGACCAAAUGGUAGACGCCGGAGGCCUGGUCUUUGCCACCAGCUAUCCCGUCGGGGCCAGCUUCACCAUCCAACGUUGUCUACCCAGCUGUAAAGAUGUCACUUUAGGACAAAGUUUGCAAGAUGUCUUGGAUGCACCUGGGACAGUUUACUAUGUGGACAACAAGGGCCGCCUCUUUUUGAAGUUUCUGUAUGAAGCGAACGGCUACUUCGAGGCGGCUGGCGUGAAGCAACUCACCAACGGGCACCGCUAUCUCUCCGGCCAGGGAGCGCGCUACACCAUCUACAGCAGCUUGGAAGGAGCAGUUCCUUUGGAUAUUCCACCAGCUUUGGAAGGUGGAGAGGCCCCAACCACUACAACGACGGAGUAUGUACCAACCACGGCGACAACCAGCUCCAUCGACCUGAGCUGUUCGGGGCAGUGGGAAGGAUGCCUCACCACAUUAUGCUGCCAAGAUGCGGGCUUUGUGUGCUAUGAGACACUUGUUCACUGGGCGCAAUGUCGAAGCUCUUGUACUCCAGGGAUCCUGGAAGGAGAUCCGUAUCCAACGCCUUGGAGCUGCAAUGUCCUUGGGAGCACAACCACCCCUACCACGACAACGACGACUACGACUGUGACGACGACCGCACUGCCCUCGACAACUGCGGCAACGACAGCCACUCCAACAACGACCACGACUGCUGCAACCACGACAACAACCACAACCAUGAGCAGCUCCAUCAUGAGCACCACCUCUGGAAGCUGUAGCACUCAGCGUUGGCAGAACUGUCGUCAAAGUAAUUGCUGUCAAAGUCUUGACGAUGUGUGCUACGAGAAGGAUCAAUGGUAUGCUCAGUGCCGACCAGAAGGUCGAUGCGACACGUCCUGGAGUUGCAAGGUUCUCUCUACGGCAACAGCUUCCCCAACCACUACAACCACAACCACUACAACCACGACCACGACCACUAUGACCACAACCACGACCACAACCACAAGCACUGUGACCUUAAGCCCGAAGACCUUCGAGCCAGUUGACGGAGGCGAAGGCCGUGCUUGCCGUGGGGACUUCCCCUCUGACAACAAAGCCUCCUACUACACAGUCCUAAGUGUUGCGACGAUGGACGAGUGCAAAGAGCGCUGCGCCUCCACCGAAGAGUGCAGCGGCAUUGAGUACAACGUGGGCGGGCGGUGCGAAGUCUGGAUCCGCCCAGAGGGGAUCCACGCCUCAAUUGCACUCAACAACUACUACUGCUUGCGCUACGGCCCUUUGCCAGAGACUUCCUUUGAGCCCGUGGACGGCGGUGUAGACCGCGUGUGCCGGGGUGCGCAUGAGAAUGACAACCGUGCGGAGUACUUCGACGUCCAACAAGCCGAGUCUUUAGAAGGCUGCAAGAGGCUUUGCACCGACACGGUGGGUUGUAAGGGGAUCGAGUACCACAAAUAUGGCCGCUGUGAAAUUUGGCUUCGCGACGAGGGAAUCCAAGCGAGUAAGGUAGCAGCAGACUACACCUGCUUGCGCUUUAUCCCUCAGCUUAGCGUAAUGUGAGGAAAACCUAUGAAGUGUUUGACUUGAAACACCCCAGCACAACUUUUGUGUUGAGUUCAUGCGAUGUUUCUUCAACCCAAAUGACAGAGCAUGACCAAUCAGCUGGACAUGGGUUUACAGCCACCCGAGCUGGACCUUUUGUCAAGUUUGCUGUCAAGCCUUCAUGAGCCCCUUCUCUUCAAUUGAAAUUUGGAUUGGUUUUCUCUAUGUUUCUUUUUGGAUCUUGGAGGCUUCAGCGAACCUUUCACUCGCGUUUGAGCGAAGACGACCCAAUUUGGAGUUUUCAGCGGGCUAGUCCUCAACGGAAUGAUUUUUUUCUGCACGGGAACGAACUUCUUUAGCUUUUCCGUGGAAGACGCCGGCUGGGGCAUGUGAGCUUUCCGCUUGUGAAGUUUGCGCUUUGGAUUUGGCAAAGUAUAGUUGUGUUGCCAUCAGCUCCUCUGCCUGGAUUAUGCUUGAUUCAAGGCGAAAAUAGAGCUGUCGGGACAGAUUGGAUAUUUUUGGCUCAAUUGAGCAAAUGGUUCUCAGCUGGAUGCAUUUCUAAUUCCGAUCAAACUUAGCCAGUGAAGUUGCACUCUUUUCUUUCACAAGGUACACGACCUAGCCAAAGCUUCUGUCGCGUGUAUCGGAGAGUGCCAGGUGCUUCUGUGUCCACAGUUGAGGCCACGACCAAGCUUCGAGUUGAGUUUAUGACUGUUUCAUCUUCAAGUACUAAGUACUAGGCGUGAAAAGUAGCUCAACUGUGAGAUGCGAAGCAAAAGGUCACCAAAUGGG
This is a messenger RNA of Durusdinium trenchii, 4835 nucleotides long. Lineage: Eukaryota; Dinophyceae; Suessiales; Symbiodiniaceae. The record is from the annotation of a GenBank genome assembly.